AUGGACGACGAGUUGAAGGAUAUCAGCGAUGCCCACGAGCGCCGUAAAGCUCAGAACCGCAUCGCCCAGAGACGACGUCGGCAACGACUUCGGCAGGACGCAAAACCCACGGCUGGAGAUGUUACCGAGAUGGCCGGCCUCGAACCCUCCGAUUUGGGUAUGAUGGGAUCAGAUAACGGGGCAUUAAGUCUCAAUGGAGCGGCCUCUUCACUCUGGAACCAGGACGUCGGGGGGCUGGACACGGAUGCAAGUUUCAUGGAUCUCAACUUCCUAGAACCCAUGGAAAUCAACGAACUCAACGAGAUGGGCGGGGUCAACGACAGUCCGCCUCUCAAGAUCAUCACACACCCAUCGUCAUCGUCUUCCUUGUCAAAUCGGGCUGGACAAGUGAUGAGCAAUCACUGUCGACGCUGCAGUUCACAUCUCUCCAAGUCGACGGUUGCCAGUCCCCCAGACAAUGCCUUUGGAGGGCCUCAUCCAGCCAACGCCACCGAGACGACCGAAAGUGCAUACGACAGGCGUGAGCGUUGCCGUGGCGUUCAGAAACCAUAUGUCAGCCGUACCCGUUCGGAUCCUCAAUCUCUCUCCCUCGAAACAACAUUUUUCCCACCAAUGGACGAUGUCGGCACCGGCAAUACCACUACAUGUACAGAGUCGAUACAGCCAUCCCGGCACGGGAGUCCGAUACAUACUCUCAACAAACACACGUGGUCCGAUCCCCGUGUUCAGCAGCAGCAACAACCACAGAGACAUCCCAAAGUUGCACCAAACCCGCAGAGACUAUCCUCGACGACAUCCUCGACCUCUUCUUCCUCUUCAUUGUCCCAUUGGUCCUCAACCUCCAGCGACGCCACCGAGCUCAGACCCCGCGAUGACUGGGAAUCCCAACGAUCCCCGCUCGCAUCCACGCUGACCCAGCGGUCCCAGAAACUGGCCACUGACCUGAUCCGACUGUACGAAUUGGGCGUCUACCUGGACAUACAAUCCAAAGACUCGGAGCUGGAGGAGCUUCUCUCAGAAGUGCGACGGAAAUUCGCCGUGCUUCACGGCAAGGCGGAAAAGAGGGCUCGGAACAUGAACGACGACGAUGCUACGAGUCGUCGAUAUAGGGAGAUUGGGUUUGGCGAAAUUUGA
Fonsecaea nubica is the source of this 1134-nucleotide messenger RNA. RefSeq lists its product as hypothetical. Gene Ontology annotation, molecular function: DNA-binding transcription factor activity. The coding region runs from base 1 to 1134 and encodes 377 amino acids. The transcript has 2 exons. Lineage: Eukaryota; Fungi; Ascomycota; Eurotiomycetes; Chaetothyriales; Herpotrichiellaceae. Gene Ontology annotation, biological process: regulation of DNA-templated transcription. The record is from RefSeq and is a predicted model, not a curated record.